Messenger RNA from Penicillium nucicola, 840 nucleotides. RefSeq names its product chitin deacetylase. Gene Ontology annotation, biological process: carbohydrate metabolic process. Lineage: Eukaryota; Fungi; Ascomycota; Eurotiomycetes; Eurotiales; Aspergillaceae. The transcript has 3 exons. The coding region runs from base 1 to 840 and encodes 279 amino acids. Gene Ontology annotation, molecular function: hydrolase activity, acting on carbon-nitrogen (but not peptide) bonds. The record is from RefSeq and is a predicted model, not a curated record.
AUGCGUACACUUCAGAUUCUGUUGGCCGCCCUGGCCGCCCUGGCCCACGCCUCCCCAGUCCAAAACGCAGAUACAACACCAACCUUCAAUACCAGCAUGAACGGCACUAGAACCAGCAUCCCUCUCCCUCUUCCCCUCCGUCUCUCCCAGAUCACAACAAUGAAUGAUCUAGUCCACACAUCGACCAUCCCCUUCGGCAUCUCAAUCACCCACUGCACGGUCCCAGGCACCAUCGCCCUGACCUUCGACGAUGGCCCAUUCAUCUACACACCCCAGAUGCUGGAUACACUCUCCAUCCACGGUGCUCGCUGUACAUUCUUCCUGAACGGCCAGAACAAGGGCAGUAUCUAUGCAUUUCCCGACUUGGUCCAGAGAAUCUUCGCCGAGGGGCAUCAGAUUGGAUCUCAUACCUGGAACCACCUCCCACUGGAUACACUCCCAUACCCAGACAUAAUCCGCCAAAUGACCGCCCUGGAAGAAGCAUUCCAGCACAUCCUCGGCUUCAUUCCUACUUACAUGCGCGCACCAUAUCUAUACACCAACCCAGUCGUGCUGCAGGCCAUGACCGAUCUCGGGUAUCAUGUUGUCGGAGCUAGUAUCGAUACAAAGGAUUACGAGAAUGAUGAUCCAGGCACGAGCUGGCGCAGUUUCGAGCGGUUCAAGGUUGAGCUGGAUGCUGGGGGGAAUGUUGUACUUGCGCAUGACUCGCAUGAGAAUACGGUUACGGUUCUUGUUGAUAAUCUUCUUGGGGAGAUUGAGAGACGGGGGUUGAGUCCUGUUACUAUUGGUGAGUGUCUUGGGGAUCCGGCUGAGUUGUGGUAUCGUUGGGGCGGUAGAUGA